AUGAGCGUUGGGUGUGUGAGGAACAUCAACAAACCCAUUUGAAAGAAGAGGAGAAAGGUCAAGAGAUGGAAGCCAGGAGGACGUACGGUCAUAUGAGGCCACCCGCUGAACGUCAAAGAAUGUCCGGAGUGGACAAGCCGUACAAAUGCAUGGAAUGUGGGAAGAGCUUCAUUAGCACCAAUGCUCUCAUAUUGCACGAGAGAACCCACACCGGGGAGCGGCCUUACGAGUGCGCCGAGUGCGGGAAGGGCUUCACGAUGAGCAGCGCCCUGACGUUGCACGAGAGGACCCACACGGGGGAAAAGCCGUACGAGUGCCUGGAGUGCGGGCGGUGCUUCAGCGAAGGUAGCAAACUGAUCAUCCACGGGCGGAUCCACACCGGGGAGAAGCCCUACAAGUGCAUGGAGUGUGGGAAGACCUUCUCGGUGAGGAGCGCCUUGGGUUUGCACCAAAGGACCCACACCGGGGAGAAGCCGUAUCAAUGUACAGAAUGCGGGAAAAGGUUCCGCGUGAGCAGCCACCUCACCUCCCAUCGGAGAACCCACACGGGCGAGAAGCCCUACAAGUGCGCCGUGUGUGGGAAGAUGUUCAGCGACAGUGGAGCGUGCACUAAGCACCAGAGAAUCCACACCGGGGAGAAGCCCUACAAGUGCAUGGAGUGUGGGAAGACCUUCAUUAGCAGCAAUUCCCUUGCAUUGCAUGAAAGAAUUCACACGGGAGAGAAGCCUUACAAGUGCACAGAGUGCGGGAAGAGCUUCAACCGGAGCGGGACACUCACGUCCCAUCAGAGGAGGCACACGGGAGAGAAGCCCUACACCUGCGUGGAGUGCGGGAGGAGCUUCAGCGACAGCGGGACCUGGGUGAGGCAUCAACGGACCCACACCGGGGAGAAACCCUACACCUGCACAGAGUGCGGGAAGGGAUUCAGCCAGUACGGUGCAUGCACCAUCCACAAAAGGAUCCACACGGGGGAGAAGCCGUAUCAAUGUGCAGAGUGCGGGAAGACCUUCAGCCGUCGGGGUGCAUGCACUAAACAUCAACGAACCCAUGCGGGUUGCGGAGUGUUGGAAAAGCAUCUCCCUUCUGCCCAAGAAGCCGUUUAGUGGAGAAAUCACACUCCAACAUAUGGACGUUGGAAGCCACUUCACUGUUGACAGCUUUUAGAUUGCACAUUGAAGUAUCUACACUGAUGUUAAUUGUGGGAUGCUGGUACAUGAAGUGAUUUAUAGUUUCCAAAUCAAGACCUCUCUGAACCGUUGCAAGCUGGAUAGCAAGCGAAACACAGCAGAGUCCUUUCACAGCAAAAACAUGCUUCAACCCAUCUAUCGGCAAGAGUCCAACUGCCAGCAUCUGACCUUAUGUACACACUGUUUAGUAAACUCAUGGAUUCAGGUUUUAAUCCAAAAGAUGAGUCUACACUGCCAUAUAAUCCAGUUCAAAGCAGAUAAUCUGGAUUUUAUAUGGACCUAAAGGAUUGAGCGGCGCUCCAUGCAGUCAUGCCAGUGGCCACAUGACCUUGGGGGUGUCUACAGACAACGCUGGCUCUUCGGCUUAGAAAUGGAGAUGAGCACCACACCCCAGAGUCAGACAUGGCUGGACUCAAUGUCAGGGGACUACUUUUACCUUUACCUAAAGGAUUGAGCCUAAGUCUCCCCAGAAGAGAGCUUGUUCUCCCAAGAAACCAUUUGGAAGUGACUUUAUAUGGAAAGAGUUGCAUUGUUUUAAUCAAUUUGUUCCAAAUUCUUCUUAACGCUAUCAGUUGUUUCAUAGCCUCAUGCCUGUUUUUAACUCUUAUGUUUUAAUCUGUACCAGUUUUUAAAAGUGGGUAAAUUCAAA
Messenger RNA from Anolis sagrei ordinatus, 1836 nucleotides. Lineage: Eukaryota; Metazoa; Chordata; Lepidosauria; Squamata; Anolidae. The record is from RefSeq and is a predicted model, not a curated record.